Adelges cooleyi (spruce gall adelgid) is the source of this 8157-nucleotide messenger RNA. RefSeq lists its product as uncharacterized. Lineage: Eukaryota; Metazoa; Arthropoda; Insecta; Hemiptera; Adelgidae. The transcript has 8 exons. Bases 108 to 7502 code for a protein of 2464 amino acids. The record is from RefSeq and is a predicted model, not a curated record.
ACAAUUCGAAAUUAUUUUCACAGAUAAAAUCAUAUAAUUUUGAUAGUUGGUCAUUAGACAGCAAUUUAUCUUUAAAUCAAAUAAGCGUAUCAUCAUCCAUUAGCCAUAUGUCCGAAGAACACAGAAAGGACGUGCCACAAAUUGCUAUAACAGCAUACGAAUCCACCGAAGAAGAUGCCGAGGUCAAUAGCUUGUUUAAUUCAACCACCGUCCAAAACAAUACUAAAACACGUCAAUCUCAGUCUGUUUCUCCCAAGUCUUUGAGACUGAAAUCUAGAAUCAUACUAAAAUCACCGACUCCUGAUAAUAAUAUAAAUAUAUCCAAGUCUUUGUCUCCGGCACUGUCAUCUGAUUUCAAUUAUUUAACUGAUGUGGAAGUCAUGUCAGAUUCUGACGAUGAGAAAGAUUUCGUUCGAACGCCCCGUUUAACUCCUAGUUCGAUUGACUACUGUAUUCUGACUGAUAUAGAAGACCUGAGUGAAGACGAAAGACAACCGACAUCUAGUCAGAUUAACGAUGAUCAUACAGAUACUGAAUAUUUCGAUGAAGAAAAAUGUUUUCUUAGCAAAGAAGAGCCGACAAGACAGCAUGCCGAUGAUAUUUUAGAUUUCCCUCGCCCACAUAGAGAAAUUUUGUUCCAUUCUAAAGACGGAGUAGUUCGUACUUUGACACCGACAGAUGAAACAAAUCUAGUAUGUCUAAAAACACCUCUAGUAGAAAUCAAAGGUUUCGAAUCGGAAGAAGAAAUAAUGACUAUGGAAGAAAAUGACGUGCAUGAGUCGAGCAAAGCAAAUUCAACUCCGUACUAUCACGACGUUGACGGUGGUGUAGUAGAGUCUUCGGAAAGCGUCAAGCCCGAAAGAAACAAACACAAAUAUAAGACGAUCAAGAAAAAAAUUGUAGUCCCGGAAACUGAUUGUAUAAAAAAGCGUUUUCGCAAUAGAAAUCAAAACAAUUCCGAAGGCGAGGAAAAUAUCGGAAAACAGUUCGGUGAAUGUGAUAAAACUCUCUCAAAAUAUGCGUCAGAACCGAUUACAAACAAGAUGGCAGUUCCGUUACAACUGCAGCUUAAAAAUAACAAUUUGACCGAAAUUCGUUAUGAAGAAUCUUGUAAAAAUAAUAAGUUGGUGAUACACGACAAUGUUAACGGAUUUAGCGUUUCCGUGGAUUUCGAAAGUCAUAAUUCUAUACUGCUAAACAUCGGUAGAGAUUCGGGAAGUUUGUCGUUGAGAUGGUAUAAUAACGAAACUAAAGCAGGACUAUCUGCAUUUAAAGUAUUUAGUAGAGAACACGAAGCAAAACAUAAAAGUAGAAAGAAAAUUGUGUUAGAAUCUAGAAAACACGUUGCCGAUGUAAUACAAAUUUUUGAAAAUAUGUGUGAUAAUCCAUCGGUAAGUCAUACCGUCAAUUAUAAAACAUCACAACAUUAUUAUAAGGAUCCUCAAUUAUUGACCUUGAGACAAAAUGUUUCCUUUAUGGCUAAAUCAAAUAAUAAAAUUGGAAAGGAAGCCAACUUCUCCCAACUUGAAAAUGCAAAGCCUAUAACUAGUUCUGAGCCAAGCCCAGAACUAACAACUAACACCACCAACAUAGUACACCAGAUCUCCAUAGAUAAAAUCCCGCCAAAACCUAAUCCUAGAAAUUCCAUUGAUAGUAGUAUUAAAUCUACGUUAGACCAAAAUGAUGAAAAUUAUUCAACAAAAAAACAAUUUUGGGAAGAAAUAACUAAAACUACAAAUCAGCCUCCACUCCCCAAACCCAGAUACAGUAUAUCGUUGCCUAUAAAUACUAUUGAACGUUCUAUAAUGAAAAAUUCGUCUCUAGAAAUCAAUGAUAAAUCAUUCGGCACUUCUGAACAAACAGAAAUGCCCGAAAUGGUCAAAGAAACAAUGACAAGUGAUCAAACUACAAAUAAUGAUGUAGUUUCUGACUCUACUUGUCUUACCUCGAAAGAUGACAAUGAAAAAUAUACUUUUGUGAUAAAAUGUAAAAUGAAUGAAAGUAAUCGCUUGGAUUCCGAAACCGAGUAUAUUAUAAAAUAUGGCGAGGAAUCUCUAGCAUUUGAAAAUGAAGGUUUUCAAGAAGAUGUUUUCGAAGAAAAAGUUUUAGAUGGAGCAAUUGAAAAUAUGUCAUCUAAACAAUAUUUUAAACUAAUAAAACAAAUGGAAUGUAUACAAAUGGAACAAGAAUCUUCACCCGAACACAAAUCAUUAAAAAACACAACAAAUCAAAAAUCACCAAGCCAAGAAGCACUUAUUAAUCGUCAAAUCCACAAACAUAUUUUUUCAGACGAGCUUGACGAGCAAAUCGACUCUUUGAUUCCCGAGGAAAAACAUUUUGAUAUAAAAUUUGAAAAAGACUUUUCUUCGAGUUCACCAUUUAAUACUCAGACAGAAAAAGCAACAUCUAGUAUUAGUGAACAAUCGAUUACAAAAACGGAAUCGUCUAUUGUUGAUGAACUGCCGGAAGAAAAAGAAAAUAAACUAAUUUCAAAACAUUUGAAGUAUUCAUCUAGUUUGACUCAAGACCACAUUGAUGAGAUACCUUCUGACACUUGUUCAGGAGUAGAAGAAAAAGAAAAAUCUCAUUUGCAAACAGAAUCUAUUGACUCUUCGAUGAUCGAAGAAUUACAAUAUGAUUGUUCUUCUAAUUUACCUGAGGAAGGAAAUCGUAAAAGCCGUACUGACAUAAUAAAAGGACAGAUUAUCCAUACACCGGAGGAACAUAUUCCAGACACUAUAUGGGAAGUGACACAGAUUGGAACAGACAACCAAAACGAACUAGAAGACUUAAAUAUCAAAGAACAAACCGAAUUUCAUCGGAAUUUUGUCAAGAAAGUAGAUUCUAUAGACUCGAUUGAGAGUACGAAGAAAGAAAUGACUGAUGAUCUAGCUAGAGAUAUAGCUGAACAAUUAGUAAAUGAGAUUGAAAUUGAAUUAACAAAGCGCCAAGAUAUUUUGGCUAACUUACAGCAUUUAGUAGUUUCGCCAGAGCACUUAAAACAAUUAGAAAAUAGUGGUUAUCUGGAUAUGGAUGGAGAUGAUUUAAAACUAAAAAUAAUGGAAUCAGUUUUAGCUAAGAAAAAUCGUGACCGCCUUAAGAGUAUCUCAAAAAAUGAUACAACUACUUCAAGUAUCGAAAUCACCGAUGAAGACUUAAAAAGUAGCAAUUUCGAAAUCGAAUAUGAGGGGUUGACUAAACUAUCCGUUAUAGACGACAUCAUACCUGAAAACGAAAAUGACAGGUUAAGGGAAAGUCCUACUGAAAUCAACUCAAAAUAUCGAUCUGAGCAUUCCUCACGCGAAGAAAAUGAAGAAUUUUGUGAAAAAUCUGAUAAUUUAAUCAUUGAAGCUUAUAUUAAAAAUAAAGAAAAUGAAAAAAGUGUUCAUUCCGAAGUCGAACAAAACGAAGAGUUAUCGACGGGAAAAAUUAGAAAUGAAUCAGUAUCGAAUAAAAAUCAUAAAGAUUUGACAACAAACGUUGGUGAAAAUUUGAUAUUAAAUUUAAAUGAAGAAAAAAUAGAAAUAAAAGAAAUCGGGUUACAUGAUGAAUCAAGUGACGAAAAUUCGUCUCACGAUGUUGUACAAUCCAUCCAAACAAGAAAAGAUGAAACAGGCGAAAUUAUUGAACAAAAAACCACCGAAAUUGUUGAUCAUGAAAGUCAUACGAGAAACUUUUUUGACGUAGAAACAGAACAUAAUGAGCAUAGUAAAAAUCAUAACAUUUCAAUAAAAGAAAAACACGUUGAUACAAUACUAAAAGACUCUGAUGAAAUGGUUAAAAAGAAAAACGAAAAGUAUGAAGAAAUAACGGAUGAUGGUCGAAUUAUAAUCAAUGUAAACAAAGAAGAGCACCAUUCAUCGACUUAUAUUUUAAAAGAAACAUCAAUCAACAACAAAAAUGAAAUCACUAUAAGUAAUAAUGAUAGUCCUUCAUGUUCUUCAAAAUCAAUUAUGACUCUUGUUAAACAUUUAAGUACAGAAUCGCUUCCAUCUAAAGAUAAUUCUAUUCACUCUCCAACGUCACCAUCUUCGUCUUCAAUUGAUGUUCGUGAAGAAAAACAUGUUAACUUUGAUUCUGUUGUUUUAAGAAAACCCGAUUCAAUAAAUGUAACCAAACUUACAGCGAAAAGGCCGGCAGAUUCUAGUUCAAGUGAAAGUCAUUAUCAAUCAUUCGAUCUAACCUCAUCAAGCAGGCCUUGCUCUUCAGACAUUGAUGGACUUUUAGCUGGAUCUUCAGAAUACGAAUCUGCUAUGUCAAUACCAUCGAAUGAUUAUCAUACUGCUAUUAGUUCAUUGAGUUCCAGAGAAUCAAUGAAGUCAUUAGAUUCAGAGAGUUCUGGCAACCUUGCAUCAGUUGAGAAUAGUGAAGCUUCAGAAACCUUGAUUGCUUCGACUGGAGAUUUAGACUAUGACAUAGAUGUUUCAAACAAUCUAUUGGAAGAAGAAAAUAAACUUGAACCAUACGAACAAGAAAUACCCAUGCAAAUAAUUAGAGGAGAUUCUUUACCAAUAAUAGCAGAGCAAUCUGAAAUGAAAUACAGUAGCAUGUACAAAACUCAACCAUUUUCUCAGCCAACAAUUUCUGCAAACAGCGAGAAAAACGUGCAAAAAAUGAAAAGAUCUCAUGAAAUGAUGUUUCAUCCAAUACCAAAACACAUAACUAGCGACAGUUUAUCUGAUUCGUCAUCACACGAAGAAAGACAUCAGUCCAGUGAAAGUAUGAGUAUUUCUAGUACUGAAGGCCAGAUAAUACAAACGGUAAUAGACGCAAUUGAAGGAUUUUCUGAAUCUGGGCCAUGCAGUUUCAGUUUAAGCGACGAAAAUACUAGAUCCAUCGAAACAUCUACUAUAACUAAUGGUUUCACUGGCCAAGAAAAAAAUCAAGACAUCACUAUUAUGUCAUCUUCAUCCGCAGAAAACGGUAAAAACAAUAAUGUUUCCACACAAAUAACAACAAAAGUGGAAGAAGUACCUAAAAAAGGUCAUAGACGAAACAGUAGUUCAAUCAAUAAAAUAGUUAUUGAAGAUAUAAAUUUGAUUCCUAAAAAGGAAUUCCCGAUUGCAGAUCCGUCCAUCGAAAAUGUAACGUCCAGUCAAACCGACAUACCUAACCAAAAUCAGGACACUGAAGAAAAUAUUGCAACACAAGAAAAAGUAAAAAUAGUUACUCCAGAUAUAAAAACUGAAAUCUCGGUAACUACUAGAUAUCACGAAACAGAAAUUCAUGCCAGUCCAAUAUUAGAGAAACAUAGUUUUGAGCAUAUUGACGACGUUGCUGAGGCGGAUGCAGCCUUCCAAAUGGUCCCUCAUGUUUCACCCGCAAUUCCAACAUCGUUACCGCCUACCAUUCCCGAAGAUCCUUAUUCGGAGGAUGAAGAUGAGUUAGAAGAUGAUUCGUCAAACUUAGUACCUAAUAUUAUGGUAACGGAACACAUGAACCCAUUAGUCGACCGUGGCUUUCAUUACCCAGAUUUAGAUCUCGAAGCAAAGGAAUUAGAAAUUAAAUCGACACCAGAGACGCCUGCCUCUAUAAGUAGUAAAGAAUCGUCUGAAACAGAUCAGGGUAGAGAAUACAUAAUCAACGAGACAUUUAAUCCACAUGAAGAAUUAUCGUGGACUGCCGACGAACACACAGUGCUCGAAAAAGUAGAACAAAUAGACGAAAAAGAUUCGUUUUCUAUGAGUGAAUCAUUCGAGUUAGUAGAUAAUGUUGACGAAAAACCAGACUUAGAAGAUGAUUUUGUAAUUGUCGAAGAAAUCGGAAAAGAAGCAAACGAAGAAGAUGCUGAGGGCCAACCUAUUAAAAUAGAAUGUACAGCAAAAAAUGUUCAUUCUUAUACUGCCACUGACGAUAACUCAUCCUUAAAAAAAUUGGAUUCUGAAAGUCUUAGCUCAAAAGAACAAGAAUUGGAUUUGGAGUAUGCAAACCAAAAAUGGGUAGAACUACAGUUUGAAGAUGAUAAUACAGUAAAUGAAAUUUAUGGUUAUAAUUUAGAAUAUGAUCGUCUUCCCCUUGAAGACAUUAAGGAGGAAGACAUUGAAGAUCUGCAUAGUAGUAAAGUUGGAAGUGUCAGUAGUCAGGUCAGUCAAUCGAUCGGCAGUCUGGGGAGCAUGAAAGAAUCAUUUAGCAGCACUCCAGAGAGUAAAAAAUAUUUAGGUAAAUCACUAGAGCAUGACAACAUGUCUGUUAGCUCAUUACAAGAGUUUGAACGACUAGAGCAAUUAGUAAGGAUCGAAUCAAUGAAAGCUAAGUCUUCGGGGUCUUUAGCAUCUACUACCAGUUCUUCAAACAGUAAAAAAGAAGACCAGUCUUUAGGAUCCCUUAACGACUUUGAAGCGAUGGAAGCAGCUUGUAUCCAAACGGAAAUAAUUGAAAACAAAGCUAUGGCUACGGAGAAAUCGUUGAUUGACGAUGAAAAUCAAUUUAAAACUAAUGAUACUGGCAAACAAACGGAAAUUAAUGUCGAGCAAUACGAUGACAAUUCAGAAAAGCUCGUCUCGGAAGACGAUAAUUUAACGAGUACGGAGUCAUUAGAUUUGAAAACGAUCGUAACGGAUAUGAAACCGUCCAGUUCUGUCGAACAAAUUAUUGUUGAUGGCAGAACAAAUGAUUAUGACGAUUGCAUGAAUUCGAGCAUCUCCAGCCGAGGAUUAAGCAGUCCCAUUAUGGACGACCACUCUAAGGAGUCUUCGUAUAGAAACAGCCUAAUAUUAGGCAGCAACGACUCAUUAGGACCAACUAGCUCGACUGGUACAAACGCUACAUACCACUGCGAAACUGGGUCGAAUAUGUCUUCUAGUUUCACUAGUGGUGGCUCUAACACUAUGGUCUCUAGUAUGGAAGGCUUGGAUAAAGCCGGUACUAAACCAGAUUUGUUAGAAGAUCCCGAAAUAUUUGAGACGCAUUGGCGAGAUCCAGAUGGUACGGAGUACACGCAUAGAACAGUCAGAAUGCCUGCCGAAAUCCAUAAAGUAACUGCUAGAGGACCAGAAAAGGAAAAUAUACUAGAUGACUACAUCGAACAGUUUAGUCCUGGCGAAUAUCAAGAACAGACUAUCCACACAGACAAACACGGCAAUACGUAUGCUACCAAAAUUGUACAAAAACGAAUGAUAUUCGAUCCCGAAGAAUUGAGUAACCAAGGAAUUUCUAAAGAAGAAUUGAAGGAAUGUCUAAAAAAACUGUCUAGUGAUCACUCAGAUGAAUUCGAGUACAGUAAGACAACACCAAAACGAAAUUCAGGAACUGCCGAAAAAUGUCAAGAGACGUCUGUGCCUGAUCCUCAUAACGUAGAAUUACAAGAGGCUACAUCAAAACCGGAGUUGAAGUGUGAAAUUAGUAUGGACGACGACACGGAAAUUGAUCUACGUGAGCAUGAUUGGCGAUUCCAGCAUCAAAUAAACACUGAAUCGGAAGAUAUAACUAAACCUGGACCAUCUGGAUGUACUAGCAAACCAAAAUCUGAAGGGCAGAAUUCAGAAACAGUGUCUGAACUUUAAAAUUGUUAUUUUAGUUUUAUUAAACAUAAUCAAGUGAUUUUAUAUGUUACAUAAUACAAAAAAUAUUAUACAUAGCAAGCAAUUUAUUCAGAAAACGUAUAAUAAAAGGGAAAGUUACAUUCCAAUGAACAUUUGAAUACUUAUACCAACAAUUAAAAAAUAUUUUUAGGUAGAUAUGUUUAAAAUUGUAUACCUUUAUUACACAAUUUUAUUUUUGAGUUAAUUGCAAUUAUAUAUGUUCAUCAAGCAAAAAUGUUAAAUAACUAUUUAGAAAAUGAUUGCCUUUAUAUAAUAUUUACAUAUUUAUACAAUACUCAAAUUAACCAUUAAUUUAAAGUCAUUUCGCUUGAUUGUUUGUCUUAAUUAUUUUUUUAAGAAUUAUUAUUUUAUUGAUAUACCUAGCUAUAAUCUAUUUAUACUAUCUUUUUAGUAACUACUUACCUUUAUAACUACAUACUCUAUUACUUAUAUUUAAAUUUAAAUAAUUUAAUAUACAUGUUACCUAUUUUCGUGCUGAAUCAUAUUGUAUACAAACCUAUGUCAAGGUAUAAAUAACAUGCUAUUACUUAAUUAAAUUAAUACAAAUAGCAAAAUACAAAACAUGAUAUUAUUAUUUAUUAUUGCAUCCACAGGCUGUGCGUUAUGGUAAUGAAUG